AGGUCACAAUAUAAUGCAAUAUAAAAGCAAUCUUUCUACUAAAUUGAGAAUCAUUCAAAAGGCAGCAGCACAAUGAAGUUAUUUUUCUUUCUUUACACUUUUGGUCUAGUCCAAACGAUUUUUGGAGUAGAAAUUAAACAAGGAUUUAAAUGGAAUAAAAUCCUUUAUGAGGGCGAUACAUCAGAAAACUUCAAUCCAGAUAACAACAUCCUUACGGCUUUUGCGUACGAUCCUGAGAGUCAGAAACUCUUCCUAACUGUCCCGAGGAAAUAUCCCGAAACUAUGUACACUUUGGCAGAAGUUGAUACUGAGAAAAAUUCUUUUGAAUCGGGAGAUACUUCCCCGCUCCUUGGAAAAUUCAGUGGUCAUGAAACUGGGAAAGAACUUACAUCAGUUUAUCAGCCAGUUAUCGAUGAAUGUCAUCGUCUUUGGGUUGUUGAUGUUGGAUCAGUAGAACGUAACUCAGACGGCACAGAAGGUCAGCCAGAACAUAAUCCUACCCUUGUGGCGUACGAUCUCAAAGAAGCCAACUAUCCUGAAGUUAUUCGUUACACGUUUCCCGAUAAUUCCAUUGAGAAGCCCACAUUUCUGGGUGGAUUUGCCGUUGAUGUUGUAAAGCCGGAUGAAUGCAGUGAAACUUUUGUCUACAUCACAAACUUCCUCACCAACGCCCUCAUAGUAUACGAUCAUAAGAAUAAGGACUCCUGGACGGUACAAGAUUCAACUUUUGGACCAGAUAAAAAGUCAAAGUUUGACCACGAUGGACAACAGUAUGAAUACGAAGCAGGAAUCUUCGGGAUUACCCUUGGAGAGAGAGAUAACGAAGGAAAUCGUCAAGCGUACUAUUUAGUAGCAAGUAGUACCAAACUUCACAGCAUCAACACCAAAGAACUGAAGCAAAAAGGAAGCAAAGUUAAUGCAAAUUAUUUGGGAGAUCGUGGUGAAUCCACCGAUGCCAUAGGCUUAGUUUACGAUCCAAAAACCAAAACUAUCUUCUUCGUUGAGUCAAAUAGCAAAAGAGUAUCAUGCUGGAAUACCCAGGAAACACUAAACAAGGAUAAAAUUGAUGUAAUCUAUCACAAUGCAGACUUUUCCUUUGGAACAGAUAUAUCGAUUGAUAGUCAGGAUAAUUUGUGGUUCCUAGCAAAUGGACUUCCACCUCUGGAAAAUUCUGAUAAAUUUGUCUUUACAAAGCCACGUUAUCAAAUAUUCAAAGUCAACAUUCAAGAAGCAAUUGCUGGAACUAAAUGUGAAAAGAAUCUUUAACAAAUGAAACUUUGUAGAAAAAUACAUAAUAUCUGAAUAAAAAGUCAUAAAUGUACCAUAAAAAAAA
This is a messenger RNA of Lutzomyia longipalpis, 1333 nucleotides long. Its product is annotated as L-dopachrome tautomerase yellow-f2-like. The record is from RefSeq and is a predicted model, not a curated record. The coding region runs from base 73 to 1266 and encodes 397 amino acids. Gene Ontology annotation, cellular component: extracellular region. The transcript is spliced from 3 exons. NCBI's taxonomy places the organism in Eukaryota, Metazoa, Arthropoda, Insecta, Diptera, Psychodidae.